Messenger RNA from Talpa occidentalis (Iberian mole), 7777 nucleotides. It is a transcript of the gene ADAMTSL1, whose product is annotated as ADAMTS like 1. The transcript has 31 exons. Gene Ontology annotation, biological process: extracellular matrix organization. Gene Ontology annotation, molecular function: metalloendopeptidase activity. Lineage: Eukaryota; Metazoa; Chordata; Mammalia; Eulipotyphla; Talpidae. Gene Ontology annotation, cellular component: extracellular matrix. The coding region runs from base 94 to 5472 and encodes 1792 amino acids. The record is from RefSeq and is a predicted model, not a curated record.
CCCUGGCUUCGCGCAAGGCAUGCUAGGUUUUUGCCCGCUUGGUGUGUCAUUGGAAUUCCAGGUCAGCGGAACAGAAUCCUUGGUGAUUUUAAUAUGCAGGCAGGACUGGAAACCUCUUCUUAUUGGGUAUGUGGAGACCAAAGCCAAGGGGCUGUUUUCCUGCGGGAAUUUACACUGAUUCGAAGAGAGAGCCUUCAUGAGGAUUUCCUGUCUGACCUCUUGAAUAGUCACAAAGCUGAAGACUCGAGCUCCAGGACAGCGCGCUCAGAGGAAGAACGGGACGGCCUAUGGGAUGCGUGGGGCACCUGGAGCGAGUGUUCACGCACCUGCGGUGGUGGCGCCUCCUACUCACUGAGACGCUGCCUCAGCAACAAGAGCUGUGAAGGAAGAAAUAUCAGAUAUAGAACAUGCAGUAAUGUGGACUGUCCACCAGAAGCAGGUGAUUUCCGAGCUCAACAAUGCUCAGCUCAUAAUGAUGUCAAGCACCAUGGUCAGUUUUAUGAGUGGCUUCCUGUGUCCAACGACCCCGACAACCCAUGCUCUCUCAAGUGCCAGGCCAAAGGAACAGCCCUGGUUGUCGAGCUUGCACCUAAGGUCUUAGAUGGGACUCGUUGCUACACAGAAUCUUUGGAUAUGUGCAUCAGUGGCUUAUGCCAAAUUGUUGGCUGCGAUCAUCAGCUGGGAAGCACUGUCAAGGAAGAUAACUGUGGAGUCUGCAGUGGCGACGGGUCCACCUGCCGGCUGGUUCGAGGACAGUAUAAGGCCCAGCUCUCAGCAACAAAAUUGGAUGACACCGUGGUUGCUAUUCCUUAUGGCAGUAGACAUAUUCGCCUGGUCUUGAAAGGACCUGAUCACUUAUAUCUGGAAACCAAAACCCUCCAGGGGGCAAAAGGUGAAAACAGUCUCAGCUCCACAGGCACCUUUCUUGUGGACAAUUCUAGUGUGGACUUCCAGAAAUUUCCUGACAAAGAGAUACUGAGAAUGGCUGGACCACUCACAGCAGAUUUCAUUGUCAAGAUUCACAACUUGGGACCCGCUGACAGUACAGUCCAGUUUAUCUUCUAUCAGCCUAUCAUUCACCGAUGGCGGGAGACGGAUUUCUUUCCUUGCUCAGCAACCUGUGGAGGAGGUUACCAGCUGACAUCAGCAGAGUGUUAUGAUCUCCGGAGCAACCGUGUGGUUGCUGAUCAGUACUGUCACUAUUACCCAGAGAACAUCAAACCCAAACCCAAGCUUCAGGAGUGCAACCUGGAUCCUUGUCCCGCCAGUGACGGAUACAAGCAGAUCAUGCCUUAUGACCUCUACCAUCCCCUUCCUCGGUGGGAGGCCACUCCAUGGACCGCGUGCUCCUCCUCGUGUGGGGGGGGCAUCCAGAGCCGGGCAGUUUCCUGUGUGGAGGAGGACAUCCAGGGGCAUGUCACCUCAGUGGAAGAGUGGAAAUGCAUGUACACCCCUAAGAUGCCCAUCGUGCAGCCCUGCAACAUUUUUGACUGCCCUAAAUGGCUGGCACAGGAGUGGUCUCCGUGCACUGUGACGUGUGGCCAGGGCCUCAGGUACAGAGUGGUCCUCUGCAUUGAUCAUCGAGGAAUGCACACAGGAGGCUGUAGCCCGAAAACCAAGCCCCACAUAAAAGAGGAAUGCAUCAUACCCACCCCCUGCUAUAAACCCAAAGAGAAACUUCCAGUGGAAGCCAAGCUGCCAUGGUUCAAACAAGCUCAAGAGCUUGAAGAGGGAGCUGCUGUUUCAGAAGAACCCUCGUUCAUCCCAGAGGCCUGGUCAGCCUGCACCGUGACCUGUGGUGUGGGGACUCAGGUGAGAAUAGUCCGGUGCCAGGUGCUCCUAUCUUUCUCCCAGUCCGUGGCUGACCUGCCUGUGGACGAAUGUGAAGGUCCCAAGCCAGCAUCCCAGCGUGCCUGUUAUGCAGGACCAUGCAACGGGGACACCCCUGAGUUUAACCCAGAAGAGACUGAUGGACUCUUCGGUGGCCUGCAGGAUUUUGAUGAGCUGUAUGACUGGGAGUAUGAGGGUUUCACCAAGUGCUCCGAGUCAUGUGGAGGAGGUGUCCAGGAGGCUGUGGUGAGCUGCCUGAACAAACAGACACGGGAGCCUGCUGCUGAGAACCUGUGCGUGACCAGCCGCCGGCCCCCACAGCUCCUCAAGUCCUGCAGUUUGGACCCGUGCCCAGCAAGGUGGGAAAUCGGCAAGUGGAGUCCAUGCAGUCUCACCUGUGGGGUUGGCUUGCAGACCAGAGAUGUCUUCUGCUCCCACCUACUCUCCAGGGAGAUGAAUGAAACCGUAAUCCUGGCUGAUGAGCUGUGUCGCCAGCCCAAGCCCAGCACAGUGCAAGCUUGUAAUCGCUUCAACUGCCCCCCAGCCUGGUACCCUGCACAGUGGCAGCCGUGUUCCAGGACCUGUGGAGGGGGCAUCCAGAAGCGUGAAGUUCUUUGCAAACAGCGCAUGGCUGAUGGCAGUUUCUUGGAGCUUCCUGAGACCUUCUGUUCAGCCUCAAAAUUGGCCUCCCAGCAAGCCUGCAGGAAAGAUGACUGUCCCAGCGAGUGGCUACUGUCUGACUGGACAGAGUGUUCCACAAGCUGUGGGGAGGGCACCCAGACUCGAAGUGCCAUUUGCCAGAAGGUGCUGAAAACCGGCGUCACAGCCAUUGUCAAUUCCUCCCUGUGCCCACCUCUGCUGUUCUCAUCAUCCAUCAGGCCCUGUAUGCUGGCAACCUGUGCAAGGCCUGGACGGCCAGCCACUAAGCAGAGCCCUCAUAUUGCAGCCGAAAAGAAGGUCUACAUCCAGACGCGCAGGCAGAGGAAGCUACACUUUGUGGUGGGGGGAUUCGCCUACCUGCUCCCCAAGACUGUGGUGGUGCUACGGUGUCCCACACGGCGCUUCCGCAAGCCCCUCAUCACCUGGGAAAAAGACGGCCAGCACCUCAUCAGCUCUGCUCACGUCACCGUGGCUCCCUUUGGCUACCUGAAGAUCCAUCGCCUCAAGCCCUCUGAUGCAGGCGUCUACACCUGCUCCGCUGGGCCGGCCCGGGAGCAGUUCGUGAUCAAGCUCAUUGGAGGCAACCGCAAGCUGGUGGCCCGGCCCCUGAGCCUGAGGAGCGAGGAAGAGGCCCUCAUGGUGCGGAAGGUCCACCCAAAGGAGGCCCUGCAGACCCACAAGCACCAGAACGGAAUCUUCUCUAAUGGCAGCAAGGCUGAGAAGCGGGGCUUCACUGCUGACACAGGGAGCCGCUACGAUGACCUUGUGUCGAGGCUGCUGGAGCAGGGGGGCUGGCCGGGAGAGCUCCUGGCCUCGUGGGAUGGCCAGGACUCCACAGAAAAGAAUACGUCCUCAGAGGAGGACCAGCACGCAGAGCAGGCCCUUCUGCACCUGCCUUUCACCCUGGUCACUGAACAGAAGCGCCUGGACGACAUCCUUCGAAACCUCUCCCAGCAGCCCGAGGAGCUUCGUGACAUCUACAGCAAGCACCUGGUGGCCCAGCUGGCCCAGGAGAUCUUCCGCAGCCAUCUGGAGCACCAGGACGUGCUCCUCAAGCCUUCUGAGCGGCGGCUUCCCCUUGUGGCCAUUCCUCCUCAUAAACACGUGUCUGGCUUCACCAGCUCCCUGCGGACCUCUUCCUCUGCAGAGGCUGGGGGCGGCUCUCGCAGGCCUCACCGCAAACCCACCAUCUUGCGGAAGAUCUCUGCUGCCCAGCAGCUGUCCGCCUCAGAGGUGGUCACCCACCUGGGACAGACUGUGGCCCUGGCCAGCGGGACUCUGAGUGUGCUUCUGCACUGUGAAGCCAUAGGCAACCCAAGGCCUACCAUCAGCUGGGCCAGGAACGGAGAAGAGAUUCAAUUCACUGACAGGAUUCUUCUACAGCCAGAUGAUUCCUUACAGAUCCUGGCACCAGUGGAAGCUGAUGUGGGUUUCUACACUUGUAAUGCCACAAAUGCCUUGGGAUAUGACUCUGUCUCCAUUGCCGUCACUUUAGCAGGGAAGCCACUAGUAAAAGCAUCGCGAAUGACUGUGAUCAACACUGAAGAACCUGCCAUCACGGUGGAUGUGGGUGGCAUCAUCAAAACAGUGCGGGGAGUGAACGUUACCAUUAACUGCCAGGUUGCCGGUGUACCUGAAGCUGAAGUCACUUGGUUCAGGAAUAAAAGCAAACUGGGAUCCCCUCAACAGCUGCACGAGGGCUCCUUGCUGCUCACAGAUGUGUCCUCCGCGGAUCAGGGCCUGUACUCCUGCCGGGCAGCCAAUCUGCAUGGGGAGCUGACUGAGAACACCCAGCUACUGAUCCUAGAUCCCCCUCAAGUCCCUGCGCAGUUGGAAGACAUCAAGGCCUUGCUCUCAGCCACUGGACCAAACCUUCCAUCGGUGCUGAUGUCUCCUCUGGGAACACAGCUGGUCCUGGAUCCUGGGAAUUCCGCUCUCCUUGGCUGCCCCAUCAAAGGCCACCCUACGCCCAAUAUCACCUGGUUCCAUGGUGGGAAACCAGUUGCCACUGUCACUGGACUGACACAUCACAUCUUGGCAGCUGGACAGAUUCUCCAGGUCGCAAAUCUUAGUGGUGGAUCUCAAGGGGAAUUCAGCUGCCUUGCUCAGAACGAGGUGGGAACACUUGUGCAGAAGGCUUCCUUAGUGAUCCAAGAUUACUGGUGGUCUGUGGACAGACUGGCAACCUGCUCAGCCUCCUGUGGUAACAGGGGUGUUCAACAGCCCCGCCUCAGGUGUCUACUGAAUGGCACCGAAGUCAACCCAGAUCACUGUGCAGGGAAGGUGCGUCCUGCUGUGCAGCCCAUCGCCUGCAACCGGAGAGACUGCCCUGCCAGGUGGAUGGUGACCUCCUGGUCCGCCUGUACCCGGAGCUGUGGAGGAGGCGUCCAGACCCGCCGGGUGACCUGCCAGAAGCUGAAAGCCUCGGGGAUCUCCACCCCUGUGUCCAAUGAUAUGUGCACCCAGCUCGCCAAACGGCCAGUGGACACCCAAGCCUGUAACCAACAGCUGUGUGUGGAGUGGGCCUUCUCCAGCUGGGGCCAGUGCAAUGGCCCAUGCAUCGGGCCUCGCCUAGCUGUGCAGCACAGACAAGUCUUCUGCCAGACACGGGAUGGCAUCACCUUACCGUCAGAGCAGUGCAGUGCCCUUCCGAGGCCUGUGAGUACCCAGAACUGCUGGUCAGAGGCCUGCAGCGUACAUUGGAGGGUGAGUCUGUGGACCCUGUGUACAGCAACCUGUGGCAACUACGGCUUCCAAUCCCGGCGUGUGGAGUGCGUGCACGCCCGUACCAACAAGGCCGUGCCCGAGCACUUGUGCUCCUGGGGACCCCGGCCCGCCAACUGGCAGCGCUGCAACAUCACUCCAUGUGAAAACAUGGAGUGCAGAGACACCACCAGGUACUGCGAGAAGGUGAAGCAGCUGAAACUCUGCCAGCUCAGCCAGUUCAAAUCUCGCUGCUGUGGAACGUGUGGCAAAGCGUGAAGACAGGCCCGGGGAAGCGCUCUGUCCUGGCCACACCGAGGACUCACACAACCACCUUGGACAGAACUUAAGCUUUCUUCGUUUUAUUUAUUUAUUUCCCCCUCCCCCCCACCCCCAAAACACACCUUCAUCCCAUUCCCCCCCCUUUUUAUCCCCUCCCCCAGUCUUGAGGACCUCAGCAUGUCUUUUUCAGUUAGCUGGAGGACAGUGUUGGGACGGGACAGGACAGAGGUCUAAAGGAGGUUGCAGAGCAGUUUGAGUCAGAGACAGCGGGCUCCCUCCCAAACCGGGGUCCUGCAGAGACCUAGGAGGAGGGUCACGGGCCUCGGGAUAGGAGGGAGCCAGUGCUAACAGCAGAUGAGAGACCGGAGGGCAGGGGCGCUGCAGGGAUGGUAAAGCAUCAGUGCAGACUUUGGCCAACCACCACCGGGUCGCUCCUGGCAGGGCACAGCUGAGGCAGGCGUGUGCCUCCUCCUCUGCCCCUCAGUGUGGGAAGGACCAGGGGGAAAAGCUGAAGCUGAGGCAGAACUCAGCUCUUCUGGGGACGGGCAAAGGACAAGGACACAAAGCAGACAAAGAGGGAUAAAGGAGGAGACAUCCAAGUAGGCCUGAAGUGCACGCUGAUGCAGAUAAUGGAAUAGGAGGGAAGGAAGGAGACAGAAGCAAAAAGAAAGCUGUGCAAGUUCCUCAGUGGGAGUGCAGUAGCCGGGCACCCUGAGGAUUUGGUGGAGUGGGGAGGUGAGUGGGGCGGGCUGAGUGCCAAGUGUCCGUGCUACAAGUACAUGCCCUCCACGGGGUGCAGGGGGUCCCCACACAGUGAGCUGUACACACAGCAAAGCCAGGGAGUCAGUGGGGCCCGACCACCUCUGGCUUCUUUAUCUAAAUUAAGAGUCCCCUGGUCUAGAACCAACUGCUGAUGUGGGCCAGGGACAUUUAUAGCAUAAAUACCUGGGUUAUCUGCCUGUAUGACCUUUGCUGCUCCACUUCAGCACAAGGAACGGGGGGUCACAUUGUGAAAAACAAUGCAUCACUUUGCUGCAUCGGGUCAGAGUGGCCACCACGUUCCAGGACUCGGGGCGCGACAGCAGGCAGGUGCAGCCCUCCUGUCAUACAGUGAGAACUGCCCUCCUGUUUAUACCGCAGACUGGGGUGCACAAGGGGUGUGGUGGCAAAGCCAAAGGAUAACUAAAGCUUCCAUGACAGUCCUCCGAAGUUUUUCAGCCCAUUCCUUGCACACAACAAACGCUAUUAUAGGAAUAUACACCGGUGUUGGCAAGUGGCUAAUUCAGCGCAGCAGCUUUGGGGGAGCGAGGUUGGCCACUUCCCGGUGAAUGGCCACUUGUAGUAGCCAGGACAGAAGGGCGGGGCAGCCAGCCAGCACCCCCUCAGAUAAACAAAUGUCCCCCUCACAAACACUCUUGUUAAAUGCCACUUACCCAAUGCCCACUGACAUCAGGGCUGCAUUUUUCAGCCAGCCUGGAAGUAAAAGGGGGGAGAGAGAAAAUAUUUAGCUGUGUCCUCCUCAGGUGAGCUAUGAUGACUAAAGUCGGGGGUGGGGGAGAGGGGUCUUUCUUCCUUACCACAAAAAAAAAAAAAAAAUGGGCUCUAAAAAAUCAUGUUACUAAAAUUCAGUGUCAAGUUUAUUUAAAAUAAAAGAGAAUGUUUUCUAUGUAUAUCUUUUGUGAAUAUUUAUUAGGAUUUCUUGUAUAAAAAGUGCAAUAUUAAUAAUUGUACAUUGUCAUCCAGAAAACAAAAUAUUUGGGGGACUUUUUAUUAACUUCCUGCAGUUGUGCUCCUGUAAACUCAGUAAUGAUAUUGUCUUGUUCCUAUUUUUUAUAGAACCUGGUGUUUAACUCUGGACCCAUUCACUGUGUACAGAUUACUUUGUAAAAGCUAACAUGGGAUGAUGGGGCAAUAGAAGGGGCCUCAUUUGUGACACAAUAGUUAUGCAUGGAAUGAAGAUAGGUUCCAUACUACUACUACUACUAAUGUGAUUGACUAUUUCUAGUUCAAUACCAUUGAAAACCAGUGGCCAAUAUUCACAUCUUCUAAAUAGCAGGUGUCCUCCAGCACCACCACCCCCACCUGUUGGAUUGCUACAGUUUGAGCUGGAGGACCUAGUAUCGGGGUGGGAAGUAGCGUGCUCCUUGCAUGAGAUGAAUGUACAUUUACUGUUUGUUCUGUGAAUUGUGACUCAGCAGCCCCACAAGAUUAUUAAGGUUGCUGAAUAAUGUGGAAGGAGGCAUUUCCUCCUCUAAAACACAAAACUGUAUUUAUAUUUUUUUUGUACAGAUAAUACAGCUUA